AUGUCUGGCGUAAAGCAUACCCGUGAUCCGUCUGUGAAGCAAUCGAAGCAUAGACUGAUCCUUACCGAAGAAGGAAAGGCUGAUGUCACUUUGCAAUUGGGCAACUGUAUUGGAAGAGGUCAAUUCGGCUCCGUUUAUCGUGCGUUGAAUUUGAACACUGGUCAAAUGGUAGCCGUGAAACGAAUCAAAUUGAACAAUAGGUCAGAAGAUGAAGUAACACAAUUGAUGCACGAAGUUGAAUUACUCAAAAGUCUUGUCCAUCCAUCCGUUGUGAAAUAUGAAGGUUUGGUACGUGGAGAAGACGUGGUUUCGAUCGUGUUGGAAUAUGUGGAAAAUGGAUCCUUACUACACACUCUCAAGGCUUUUGGCAAUUUCCCGGAAAAGUUGGUGGCAAGUUAUGUGGUCAAGAUACUGGAAGGUCUCAAUUAUUUGCACGAGAUGAAGGUUGUGCAUUGCGAUUUGAAGGCUGCAAAUAUUCUUACGACGAAGAACGGUAACGUUAAAUUAUCCGAUUUUGGUGUUUCUCUCAACCUCAAGGCAGCUGAAGAUUUGAAGAAGAAUGACGCAAUCGGUACACCCAAUUGGAUGGCGCCCGAAGUGAUUGAAUUGAAAGGUGCUUCUACUGCAGCUGAUAUUUGGUCAUUAGGAUGCACAAUUAUCGAAUUGCUAACCGGGAAGCCGCCUUACGGUGAUAUGUUGGCAAUGUCAGCUAUGUGGAGAAUUGUGGAAGAUGAUUGUCCACCAUUGCCAAAGAAUAUUUCCAAUACUUUGCACGAGUUUUUGACGCAUUGUUUCCAGAAAGAUCCUGCUCUUCGACCAAGUGCUGCAAUGCUGUGCGAACAUGCAUGGUUACGUACCACUUGGGGUGAUCACAAGGCACUA
Meira miltonrushii is the source of this 882-nucleotide messenger RNA. Its product is annotated as kinase-like protein. NCBI's taxonomy places the organism in Eukaryota, Fungi, Basidiomycota, Exobasidiomycetes, Exobasidiales, Brachybasidiaceae. Gene Ontology annotation, molecular function: ATP binding; protein kinase activity. The record is from RefSeq and is a predicted model, not a curated record. The annotation marks the transcript as partial. Gene Ontology annotation, biological process: protein phosphorylation. The transcript has a single exon.